GUGUGUCCCGCAGGGCUGGUGGCUGCCAUCCCGCCUCCGCUCUGCUGGAACGCUUUGCUCGCGGCACUAUCUCUCCAUAAAGUUGUUGUUGCGGCUUCCGCCGCGGGUGGAGGAAGAUGGCGUCGGGUGGUGGUGGCUGUAGCGCUUCGGAAAGACUCCCUCCCCCCUUCCCCAGCCUGGAACCGGAGUUCGAGGGGGCGACAGGGGGGUCGGAACCCGAGGCGGGGGACAGUGACACCGAGGGGGAGGAUAUUUUCACCGGCGCCGCGGCGGCCAGUAAGCCCCAGUCUCCAAAGAGAAUUGCUUCCCUUCUUCCCAUCAACAAUGGCUCCAAAGAAAACGGUAUCCAUGAGGAACAAGACCAAGAGCCACAGGAUCUCUUUGCAGAUGCCACAGUGGAGCUAUCCUUGGACAGCACACAAAAUAAUCAGAAGAAGCUGCCAGCCAAAACGCUCAUUUCUCUUCCUCCACAGGAAGCCACAAAUUCUUCUAAGCUCCAGCCAAGCUAUGAGGAGCUAGAGGAAGAAGAACAGGAAGACCAGUUUGAUUUGACAGUCGGCAUAACUGAUCCUGAGAAAAUAGGGGAUGGUAUGAAUGCCUAUGUGGCCUACAAAGUUACAACACAGACGAGCUUACCAAUGUUCAGAAGUAAACAGUUUUCAGUGAAAAGAAGAUUUAGUGACUUUCUGGGUCUUUACGAGAAGCUUUCAGAGAAACACUCCCAGAAUGGCUUUAUUGUCCCUCCUCCACCAGAGAAAAGCCUAAUAGGAAUGACGAAAGUAAAAGUUGGGAAGGAAGAUUCUUCUUCUGCAGAGUUUCUUGAAAAACGGAGGGCUGCCCUAGAAAGGUACCUUCAGAGGAUUGUGAAUCAUCCUACCAUGGUACAGGACCCUGAUGUCAGGGAGUUCUUGGAAAAAGAGGAGCUGCCACGCGCCGUGGGUACCCAGACGUUGAGUGGCGCUGGUCUCCUCAAGAUGUUCAACAAAGCCACAGAUGCGGUCAGCAAAAUGACCAUCAAGAUGAAUGAAUCAGACAUUUGGUUUGAGGAGAAGCUCCAGGAGGUAGAAUGUGAGGAGCAGCGCUUACGCAAACUGCAUGCCGUUGUAGAAACUCUAGUCAACCACAGAAAAGAGCUAGCGCUGAACACAGCCCAGUUUGCAAAGAGUCUUGCCAUGCUCGGGAGCUCUGAGGACAACACAGCCUUGUCACGGGCACUCUCCCAGCUGGCUGAGGUGGAAGAGAAGAUUGAGCAGCUCCACCAGGAACAGGCCAACAACGACUUCUUCCUCCUUGCCGAGCUCCUAAGUGACUACAUUCGCCUCCUGGCCAUAGUCCGCGCCGCCUUUGACCAGCGCAUGAAGACGUGGCAGCGCUGGCAGGACGCUCAAGCCACACUGCAGAAGAAGCGGGAGGCCGAGGCUCGGCUGCUGUGGGCCAACAAGCCUGACAAGCUGCAGCAGGCCAAGGACGAGAUCAUAGAGUGGGAGUCUCGGGUGACCCAGUAUGAAAGGGACUUUGAAAGGAUUUCAACUGUGGUCCGAAAAGAAGUGAUACGGUUUGAGAAAGAGAAAUCCAAGGACUUCAAAAACCACGUGAUCAAGUACCUUGAAACACUCCUGUAUUCACAGCAGCAGCUGGCAAAGUACUGGGAAGCCUUCCUUCCUGAGGCAAAGGCCAUCUCCUAACGGACUGAGGACACCAGAGCCCACCUGCCUGACGCUGCCUUUUUAUACACUGUCCUCCUCCACCUCUGCUGGACCCCAGUGUGCAUCCUGCCUAGCCUGGACCUCACCCCUUCCUCCCUGCCCCAUGACCAAACUGUCCCCAGCCACUCUAACAUCACUUCAGUUAGCUUCCAUAUAUAUUUUCUUACCUGAGAGAAUAGUUUCUUGCUUUAAGCAAAAGACCUAUAAUAGGUGGUGGAAUUAUGGGAUGGGGUGGAGUAUUGAUAUAAAUAUAUAAAUACAAAUGUAUAUUUUUCAGGAUGUGGUUAGUGAACUGGGAAUAACGUUUUCUGUUACUCCUGACGGUGCCAUGAAAAGAUUAUGUAAUAAAAUACUUUAAAAUCAGGUCACAUGACUCAGAAUGGUGGUGCUUUUUGCUUUAGGCUGGGGAGCAGUUGGGAAGCAGGUCUGGAAUACUCCUAACCAAGAAGUUGCCAGGGUGUUGCCAGGUAUAGUAAGUUCCUCUCCACAGGAGAUCACAAAGAAGCUUUGGCUGCUGCUUCUCUGUGGAACUGGAGUUUCUUUUUCUCUACCUCAGCUACCUGUUCUGAGGGUCUCUUGAUCUGGUUAACUCUUAUUCCUACUUCUUGAGGGAAGGAGUUUUAAAGACAUUUCUUACAAUAAGAGCAGCAAAACCAAUUCUCCUGCAAAGGAGGCCGACUCUUUUAUUCCUGCCUUGUUUCCCUUAGCUGCCCAGGCCUCUCAGAGUCUUGCCUUCUGAUAGCAAAGCCUUGUGUUCCGAACUUCUUUUUGCUGCCCAUCCAAACACGUCCUCGGUAGACUGGUUUGUGGUAAAAGGGUAAGGGACUGAUAAAGACUUAAAGCUUUAUCCCCAUAGACAGCAGAACCAGGCACUCAGCCCCUAGAUUAAGUCACCCAAGAGUUCCUAAACCUUCUGAGUUCCAGGAAGCUUUAUUAUCCAUGCCCAGGAGCACAUGCCAGCAAAAGGCCCAAGUGUCAUCAGCGCAUGCUGAGAGCACUCAAAGGGGUCUCUGUGCAGCCUGGCCAGGGCGGCCCAGUCUCAGAUGUGCCAUUGCCGGGCUUCCCCUCAGCUGCGUCCCCAGCUGCCUAGGCUCGCUGGUUGGAGCAGACUAUGGAGCUGCUCUGUGGGGCUGGGCUGGCAAACUGCCUGCCCCGGGAACCUCGCCACCCCUAGCCCACCACCCCCAGAGAUGCCCUGCUGAGGCACUGCAGGCCUUCUCUGUCAUUUCUCUCUGGUUGGGGCUUAAGGUUGGGGAGGGACAGCCUGAGGCAAGAGGAGAUGGUAAACAGCCCUGGUUUCCAGUAUACCAGUCUGAUGGCAAGUGCCUGACGUGCCUGUGCUGGCAAGUGUUUUUUUCAACAUGUUGGUUUUUUGUUUUGUUUUGUUUUUGGAAAAAGCCACUGAACUCCCUCUAAUAUCCUAAUAUCCUUAUUACCACCUUUGAUUUUAUCCUUCCAGUCUUAUAUGCUUGCUUUGCAGAGUUGUAAUAAUAUACAUAUGGAAUACUUGGUAUCCUGCUUUUAUCAUUCAACACUGUAUAAGUUAUAAGCAUUUUUUUUCUAUUUUGUUAUGUAUUCUCACAGACUAUAUUUAUAAGGCUGGGUAAUUUUAAGGCUUUCAGAGAGUGACUGUACCAUAAUUCUGACUCAUCCCUUGUUGUUGGAUUCCUGGUUUGUUUGGUAACUUUUAAAAUUUUACUACAAUUUUAAAUUUACAGAAAUAUCAUAGAGAAUUCUCAUAUAUCUUUUACCCACAUUUACCGAGUGUUUCAUUUUAUCCCAUUUACUUUACAUUUACUUUAUGACUUAUGAUUUGCUAUGUCUAUAUCUACAUGUUGUAUUUUCUAAAUCAUUUGAGAGUAAGUUGCAGACAUUAUGCCCUUUAGUCCCAAAAGUUCAGUAUGCAUUCCUUAAGAAUAGGGACAUUUUGGAGUUUGAGUCAUGGCUCAGUGGUAAGGAACAUGACUAGUGUCCAUGAGGACAUGGGUUCAAUCUCUGGCCUUGUUCAGGUUAAGGAUCCAGCAUUGCCAUGAGUGAGCUGUGGGGUAGGUCACAGACGCAGCUCAGAUCUGGCCUUGCUGUGGCUGUGGUGUAGGCUGGUGGCUAUAGCUCCAGUUAGACCCCUAGCCUAGAAACCUCCAUAUGCCGCUGGUGCGGCCCUAAAAAGCAAAAACAAACAAACAAACAAAAAACUGGACCUUUUCUCAUAACUUAAAACCAUAAGCAUACUUAUCAAAAUCAGGAAAUGUAACCCUGCUCUAAUAUUUUGUAGAUUGUCCCAGUAACUUUAUAGUGAUACCCCUUUUCCUGGUGCAGAAUCAUGUGUUACAUUUCAUUGUGAUGCCUGAUUACGUAUGUCUCUUUUAGUCCAGAAGAGUUUCUAAACCUUUCCCUGCCUUCCAUCACUUUGGCAUUUUUGAAGAGUACACCAGGUGUUUUGUAGAAUGUACCUUAAUUUGGAUUGGUCUCAUGGUUCCACAAGGCUUGCUUAGGGUUUUGCACAUGGGCAGGAACAUCACAGAAGUGAUGCGUCCUCAGUGCAUACUAAGUCAGCAUGUAAUGUUAGUUGGUCCCAUUAAUGCUGAUGUUAACUCUGAUCACUUAGUUAAAUUGAUGUCUGCCAGAUAUUCUGAUAUCAUGUAAGUAUUUUGUUCCUCAUCCAUUGUGAUUUUCUAACUCUGUGUUUCCUUCUACAUUUACUGAUUGGCAUUCUACUUCUAAAGAGAAGCAUCCCUCCUCCCUAUUUACUAAUCUACUUGUUUAUCAAUAUGGACAAAUGGAUUCCUAUUUUACUCAAGGCCACAAGCCAUUGCUUUGAUUUGUUUUGAUUCUUAAACCAUUCCAGAUUUCUAGCAGGCUCCUAUGUAUGUUUAACAUUUCCCCUUUUUUUUUUUUUUUUUUUUUAAACAGUUUGUUACUCUCUGGAGGUUCCCAGGCUAGGGGUCCAAUCAGAGCUACAGCUGCCAGCCUACACCACAGCCACAGCAAUGCCAGAUCUGAGCCGUGUCUGUGACCCACACCACAGCUCACGGCAACACCAGAUCCUUAAUCCACUGAGCGAGGCCAGAAAUCGAACCUGCAACCUCAUGGUUCCUAGUCAGAUUCAUUUCCACUGUGCCACAAUGGGAACUCCUUUCUAGGGAAUCUUGAUUCCUUUGAAUGGAGAAGGAUAUUUAGAAACCAAGAUCUGGGUGCUGAGUGUGCCCAUUGCUGCUGGAGUAUUAUUGCUUCUAGGCUCUUGGCAAACAGCAAGGAAAUAGAUAUUGCUAAAGAUAUAUAUAUAUGGAAAUGUCAAGAGAGAUGGAGAUAGAUGUUAUAAGAAGGAAUCAGAUAUUAAAAAUCAUGAAUUCACACUGGUAUUUCCAGUCUAGCCCCAUAGGGUUUAUUCUCUUCUUCUCCCUUUUCCGUGUUUGUUAACCCUCUUCUCCAAAAAAAAAAUUAAUUUUAAAACUUUCUCCUUGUUUUGUUAUGUUCCAUCCAGUGAUCAUCUUGAUGUAAGACUGUUGUUAUUUCCUUAGGAUGCACUCUACUUUCAGAACUUCCUCCUCAGCCUCCUGUAUCCCGAGGCUAACAGGGACAGCUGUCUUCAGGGCUUGUGCAUUUCUGUGCAGAGCUUGCAGACCUGGAAGUUAGGAAGGCCAGUAGCAGGUUCAGCAAGCGUACUGAGCCAGAGGCCCAUCCGGGGGAAUAGCGCCACAAAAGAGGAGUCAUUCCACCUGGGGACUCGCGAGGAAGAAAUUGCAGAAAGGGAUGCUUGAACUGUGUCUUAAAGGUGAGGAGGGGUUUGCUUUUUCCUCUGGGACCACUCUGCCUCCCUAUGUGGUGGCAGUGGGUGACCCAUGGGGAGUGAUGAGCAGGAGCUGGGUCACGCAGAGCCUGUGACCUGGGGAACACUUUGAACACUACCCUGCAAGUGUGGGGAGCUCCAGAAGAGACUCGAGCAGGAAAGAAAACGUGGUCAUAUCUGUGAUGUCGACGUAUCAGAAGGUAUGAGGCUGGCGGCAAGGAGAGCCAGCCAGAGUGUGGAGGAGGGCAGUAGUGAUGGGAAUGGAGCUCAGGGAGACAGGGAGGAGGGAAGCAGAGCCACCGGGGUCUGGUGGCUGAUGAGAGGCCGAAGAGGCAGAGGGAGAGGGCCAUAGCUGGCAUGACCCACAAGCUUCUGAGUAGACUGGAUUUCAGAGUAGACGGUGAAGCCCUUCAUGACGUAGGUAGUACAGGAGGCCAAGUAGGUGUGGAACAGUUGGGCAGAGAAGCAGUAGGGACAGCAAGUGCUGACUGUCACAGAAGAGGCUUCCCUGAAUGGGAAGGGGGGACUGUGCUGAGAGGUGAGGGAGAUAGAGUGAAAGCAGGCUGUGUUUUAUGUAAAAGGUGGGUCAGAGCUAGCAUGUUAAAAUUCACAGGCAAGAAGGGGAGCAGAUGCAAGCGCACUGAGUGGGGAGCCUCACUGCUGGGCUAGGAGGAAAGAUAGGGGUGGGGGCGGAGAGUAAAGGUCCCCUGCUUGGUAAGAAAAGAGGUGUGGAGAUGAGCCUGCAUCUCCCCUCCUUCCCCUCGGGUUAUUUCCUUGAUGAAUCUCUGGGCUCCAGCAUCCUGAAGAUGAGGGCUUAGAACUGAAGGGACCCCAACAUUCAGGAUGAGUAUUCAGUGUCAGAACAAAUGAGAAAAGUAGCAAUGAUAAGACAUGUCACUUACACAUGGAUGUUUGUAACACCGAGCUCUUUCCAGACAAUUUUCAUCUGAAUGCACCUGUAACUGGAGAACCCCAAAGAAAAUAAAGAAUUCCUGUGCACCUCAAAUUUUUUAAGAAGUGAGAAGCUAGUGGGAUCUAAAGAUGGGGCCAGGAACUGGCCCUGAGGUGGUGGGGGUUUUUUUCCCAUCACUUCCUAGGAGCCUGGGUUGUAGGUGGGGGGUGUGGGGAGAGAAGGGGAAAAGGAGGAGAUCCCUCCUGGAACAAGGAAGGACGCAGCUUUGCCACAGCUGGCACCUGCCUGAACUGGGCUCUGUCUGCAGAGUCCCUGGCUGAGGUUCUCGGCUCCACACUGGGGAAGUCAGGCCUGAGCUCAGGAGUUCCAGUGGACUAGAACUCAGCCCUGUCUUCUGGCCCCAGGGCUGAUGCGACAUUGUCUGCCAAUGUCUUGUGACACCAGUUGUGUGGUUUAAUGUGGGUUUUCUCUGCCAAAAGUUAAAAAUCCUGUAAUAGCUGGCCUGGGCCUUAGAGUAUCAAUAAGAGCUCAACUGCUACAAGGAACAGGAGGAGAGGAAGCAGGGACAAAGCACAAAAAGCAAUUUCAGGCAUUAAAAAAAUUUAAGACUGUCAACUCCAAAGUAGAACACCUUUAUAACCCUGUGGCCCCUGAAACGAUCUGGGCUUAAAAUAGGUGCCAAGUAGAUAGCUGUGGAACAAUCCGCAGGUGUGGGCCCUGGAGCCUUUUUGGUCCGUGAGAGGACCCAUCUGCCUCUCCCUGCUUCUCUUUCCUCCACAACAGCACACUCACCUCAGAGAAAUUGGCUCCACACGUGUCCUUCCUUCCUCCCUGCUGUGUGGCCUCAGAAGCCUUAAUGGUGGGCUUUGUACCUGAGACACCCUAGCUCAGCCCUCAUCCCUCUCCUCACUUGUACAAUCACCCCUUUCUGGAACAGGCAGGCUUCACUGUUGUGGAGGAGAGUGGAAGUAAAGAGAUGGUUGGCAUUGGUUGAUGUGUCAGAACAUCCACCGGAGAGCCCCAUAGACCCUUCUAGAACCAAGUCCAUGAACAUGACUUUGCAAAGAGGCCCAUCAGAGCAUUGUUUAUAAUUAUAAAAUUCGAAACCAAUCUAAAUGGACAGCGGGGGCGUUUCCGUCAUGGCGCAGUGGAAACAAACCCGACUAGCAUCCAUGAGGAUGCAGGUUUGAUCCCUGGCGUCACUCAGUGGGUUAAGGAUACGGCGUUGCCGUGAGCUGUGGUGUAGGUCACAGACGUGGCUCGGAUCCUGCGUUGCAGUGGCUCUGGCGUAGGCCGGCGGCUACAGCUCUGAUUCAACCCCUAGCCUGGGAACCUUCAUAUACCAUGGGUGCAGCCCUAAAAAGACAAAAAAUAAAUAAAAGGACAGCAGGAAGGGAUUAAAUGAAUUAUGGUACAUAACACAAUUAGAUGUUAUGCAGUCUUUAAAGAUGAUAUAUAGCUAUAUAUUCAUUGACAAAAAAAAA
Messenger RNA from Sus scrofa (pig), 7890 nucleotides. It is a transcript of the gene SNX1, whose product is annotated as sorting nexin 1. NCBI's taxonomy places the organism in Eukaryota, Metazoa, Chordata, Mammalia, Artiodactyla, Suidae. Gene Ontology annotation, cellular component: endosome membrane; endosome. Gene Ontology annotation, molecular function: phosphatidylinositol binding. The record is from RefSeq and is a predicted model, not a curated record. Gene Ontology annotation, biological process: intracellular protein transport; early endosome to Golgi transport.